AACUUUUCUAGUGAGUGUUUCCCCACGGCAGGAAUUGUAGGUGCACAUUCAGGAACCUACACAACACGAGAACAGUCGGCAUGAGUACGAGAUAGGAAAAGAAAAUCGUUUUCAAAGUCUGUAAGCGUGUACUGGUUAGAUUUAGGUCGGGAACUUUUAAAAAUGUGUUUUAUAGCGUGAGGAAGUUUGCCUUAGAGUUUUGUGUUAACGUAAUUGUACUUCGGCCCCGUUACUUUAGAUCUCAGUUUUUGCACUAACCGGUCGGGUAACUAACUUAUCCUAAUGUUGCGGCUAACAUUUGCUCACUUGGAAAACUUGAGUACAUGAGUUUGUAUUAAAUAAAGAAGAUAACUGUUCGUACGCGGGAAAUUGUUUAUUUUGCUGUUGAAACAGCUUGACUGCUUUGAAACAAUGGUGUUUUUCACGUGCAAUGCGUGCGGGGAGUCGUUGAAGAAAGCUCAGGUGGACAAACAUGUAAUGAAAUGUCGGAAUUGUGAAGUACUCUCGUGUAUUGAUUGUGGAAAAGACUUUUGGGGAGACGACUACAAGGACCAUAACAAAUGCAUUAGCGAAGACCAGAAAUAUGGUGGCAAAGGCUACGAGGCCAAGUCCAACAAAGGUGAUGUCAAGCAACAGCAAUGGAUUCAAAGAAUUCAUGAAGCUAUGGACAAACCAGGAGUGACUCCAAAGCUAAGGGACAUUCUCAAACAAGUCAGUUCGUAUGACAAUGUUCCAAGAAAGAAGGCAAAAUUUCAGAACUGGAUGCAGAACAGUCUGAGGAUCCACAAUACCUCCCUGCAUGACCAGGUGUGGGAAGUCUUCUCUGCAGCCACAACCAAUGGUCCAGAGAAGCAAGGUAAUCAGGAAGCGCCUAUAGAUAAGACCAAUGGGACCAGUAAGGCUGAGGAGAAUGGGUCGGCACCGCAAGAAGCAUCGGAGGAGGUGGCCCCUCUGAAAGAGAAGAAGAAGAAGAACAAACGGGAACGGAAAGAGGAGCGACAGCAGCAGCAGCAGAAGAAGCAGAAGAAAGCUCACGCUAACGCUAAUGGCCAGGAGGAAGAGGAGCAGCAGCAGCAGCAGCAGAAGAAGCAGAAGAAAGCUCACGCUAACGCUAAUGGCCAGGAGGAAGAGGAGCAGCAGCCCAGCGAGGAAGCCCCUGAGAAAAAGAAGAAGAAGAAGAGGAAAAUGGAGGACGUGGAGGGGGAUGACUGCACUUCUAAUGGACAAACUGCUGAAGAUACUGGGAGGAAAGCCAAGAAGAAAAAAGACAAUUUAGAUGACACGCAAAAUUCCGAGGUAGCAGAUGAUGCAGAGGGGGAAGCUAAUGAAGCAAAUGCCAAAGGCAAAUUCAACUGGAAAGGGACGAUUAAAGCAGUAUUGAGACAAUCACCAGAUGAAGGCAUUGCUGUCAAAAAGCUCAGAAAGAAGGUUCUGGCUGCAUAUUACUCAUUCAGUGGUAAUGGGAACUUCAGAUCAGAGGAAGAGAUCUUCUCCCUGUUCAACAAGAAAAUCAACGGCAAUCCCAAGUUCAAGGUUGUGAAAGACAAAGUCAGACUUGUGAAGUAGGCAUUCAGUGACAUUGCCCAUGAAUGAUUCUGUCAGAGACCUAUUUUUCCAAAAAUCUCCCUCAUGAAAUGUUUUUAGUAAAAAAAAUAAAUGUUCUGUUAGAACCACCA
Molecule: messenger RNA, 1676 nt
Organism: Alosa sapidissima (American shad)
Lineage: Eukaryota; Metazoa; Chordata; Actinopteri; Clupeiformes; Clupeidae
Gene: lyar
Product: Ly1 antibody reactive homolog (mouse)
Exons: 8
Coding region: 412-1566 (384 amino acids)
Biological process (GO): negative regulation of transcription by RNA polymerase II; rRNA processing
Cellular component (GO): nucleolus
Molecular function (GO): DNA binding
Source: RefSeq, a predicted model, not a curated record